Molecule: messenger RNA, 367 nt
Organism: Didymella exigua CBS 183.55
Lineage: Eukaryota; Fungi; Ascomycota; Dothideomycetes; Pleosporales; Didymellaceae
Exons: 2
Coding region: 55-216 (53 amino acids)
Source: RefSeq, a predicted model, not a curated record
ACCAGCGCAUCUCCCAUCACGACGAACAUUCAAAUACCCUAAUAGUACAUUAGAAUGGCACCCAAGCAGCUCAACGGAAAAGGCGGUCGCGCCGAGCCCAGCUUUGCGCAAAGCACCAUCCAGGGCCUCACAAGCGCGGAGAACAGGAGUGUUAUCACAGCAAUUGGCCUCUUCGCUGUAAGCCUACCUCAUAUCCAGACGAAGAUGAUGAGAUAAAUAUGCGGGAUGCGGAGCCGAUUAAGCGCAUAUGCGCCGGCUUCACACGAUCGCAAUGACCGGCGCGCACCGAUAGAGACCGAAAGCAUACGCUGACACUUUGUCCAGAUUGGUGUUACAUUCCUGCACAGCAGCUGGGCCGAGAUUCUCC